AUGGCUCCAAUAACAUCUUCAGUCGCCAAGACUGCCCAGUUGGCAGCACAAGCAUUAAGAAAGCCAAUCAGCAAAGUCGGGCAAACACAAGCUAUGAGAAUGAACUUUAACGUUAGUAAUAAUCUUGCAUCUACCCGUUUGAAUACCUCUAAAGCAGGGGCACAGGAAAUGACAGUGAGAGAUGCAUUGAACUCCGGUUUGGCAGAGGAGUUGGAUCGUGAUGACGAUGUGUUUUUAAUGGGUGAAGAGGUUGGUCAGUAUAAUGGAGCUUAUAAAGUUAGUAGAGGCUUGUUAGAUAGAUUCGGCGAGAGAAGAGUUAUUGAUACUCCCAUCACCGAAAUGGGAUUUACCGGUUUGGCUGUAGGUGCAGCUUUGCAUGGAUUGAAACCAGUUUUGGAAUUUAUGACGUUUAAUUUUGCUAUGCAAGCUAUUGAUCAAAUCAUCAAUUCAGCGGCAAAAACAUACUAUAUGAGCGGUGGUACUCAACCGUGUAAUAUCACUUUUAGAGGUCCUAACGGUGCUGCAGCAGGUGUUGCUGCUCAGCACUCUCAGUGUUAUGCUGCUUGGUACGGCUCAAUUCCAGGUUUGAAGGUAUUGUCGCCAUAUUCUGCUGAAGACUAUAAAGGGUUAAUCAAAGCUUCUAUCAGAGACCCAAACCCCGUAGUGUUUUUGGAGAAUGAAAUUGCAUAUGGUGAAUCCUUCCCAAUGAGCGAGGAAGCACUUUCGUCAGAUUUCCUCUUACCAAUUGGUAAAGCCAAAAUUGAAAGAGAAGGUAACGAUUUGACUAUUGUUGGUCACUCGAGAGCUGUUGAAUUCUGCUUAAAAGCUGCUGAAAAAUUGGAAAAAGAUUAUGGUGUAAAAGCCGAGGUUAUCAAUUUGAGGUCAAUUAAGCCAUUAGACGUACCAACUAUUAUUGACUCAUUGAAAAAGACAAAUCAUUUGAUCACCGUUGAGAGUGGGUUCCCCGCGUUUGGUGUUGGUUCUGAAAUCUGUGCCCAAGUCAUGGAAUCUGAAGGAUUUGAUUACUUGGACGCUCCAGUUGAAAGAGUCACUGGUUGUGAAGUGCCAACUCCAUAUGCUAAGGAAUUGGAGGACUUUGCUUUCCCAGAUACCGAAGUUAUCAUGAGAGCCUCAAGAAAAGUUUUGGGCUUAUAA
This is a messenger RNA of Lodderomyces oxycetoniae, 1155 nucleotides long. RefSeq names its product pyruvate dehydrogenase (acetyl-transferring) subunit E1 beta (gene PDB1). Gene Ontology annotation, biological process: pyruvate decarboxylation to acetyl-CoA. Lineage: Eukaryota; Fungi; Ascomycota; Pichiomycetes; Serinales; Debaryomycetaceae. The record is from RefSeq and is a predicted model, not a curated record. The transcript has a single exon. Bases 1 to 1155 code for a protein of 384 amino acids. Gene Ontology annotation, molecular function: pyruvate dehydrogenase (acetyl-transferring) activity.